Messenger RNA from Dromiciops gliroides (monito del monte), 1987 nucleotides. RefSeq names its product gap junction protein alpha 1 (gene GJA1). Gene Ontology annotation, biological process: heart development; cell-cell signaling. Gene Ontology annotation, cellular component: connexin complex. Gene Ontology annotation, molecular function: transmembrane transporter activity. NCBI's taxonomy places the organism in Eukaryota, Metazoa, Chordata, Mammalia, Microbiotheria, Microbiotheriidae. The record is from RefSeq and is a predicted model, not a curated record.
AAGCUCUCUGUGCUCCAAGUUACAAAAAGGCUUUUACGAGGUAUCAGCACUUUUCUUUCAUUAGAGGGAAGGAGGGAGGAAAGGACAAAACGGCAGCAGACUUUUAAACUUUAAAUAGACAGGUCUGAGUGCCUGAACUGGCUUUUCCAUUUUAUUUCAGCCUCCAGAGUUCAAUCAUUUGCUUGGGCUGCAUCACUCCUUUUAAGCAAAAGAACAGCAUUCAGGUAACAUGGGGGAUUGGAGAUGCCUUAGGCAAAUCCUGGACAAAGUUCAAGCCUAUUCUACAGCUGGAGGGAAGGUGUGGCUCUCUGUCCUCUUCAUUUUCCGAAUCUUGCUAUUGGGAACUGCAGUUGAAUCAGCCUGGGGUGAUGAACAGUCUGCUUUUCGAUGCAAUACUCAGCAACCAGGUUGUGAAAAUGUAUGUUACGACAAGUCCUUUCCAAUCUCUCACGUGCGUUUUUUGGGUCCGGCAAAUGCAUCUUUGUGGUCUGUGCCAACCCUUUUGUACCUGGCUCAUGUGUUCUAUGUGAUGCGUAAAGAAGAGAAGCUGAACACGAAAGAGGAAGAGCUAAAAGUUGCCCAAACUGAUGGUUGCCAAUGUGAUAUGCACCUGAAGCAAAUUGAAAUAAAGAAAUAAUAUGGAAAUGAAGAACACGGCAAAGUGAAAAUGCGUGGAGGGUUGCUCCGUACCUACAUUAUCAGCAUCCUUUUUAAGUCUGUCUUUGAGGUGGCCUUCCUGUUGAUUCAAUGGUACAUCUAUGGUUUCAGCUUGAAUGCAGUCUAUACUUGCAAGAGGGCCUGCCCUCAUCAAGUGGAUUGCUUCCUCUCCCGUCCCACAGAGAAAACCAUCUUCAUCAUCUUCAUGUUGGUUGUGUCUUUGGUAUCCCUUGCCUUAAAUAUCAUUGAAUUAUUCUAUGUGUUCUUUAAGGGUGUCAAGGAUCGUGUGAAGGGAAAAAGUGACCCUUACCAUGCUACCACUGGUCCCCUGAGUCCCAACAAAGAGUGUGGAUCUCCCAAAUAUGCUUAUUUCAAUGGCUGUUCUUCCCCAACUGCCCCCUUGUCACCCAUGUCUCCUCCAGGGUACAAGCUUGUUACUGGAGAUCGCAAUAAUUCUUCUUGCCGUAACUACAAUAAGCAAGCCAGUGAGCAAAACUGGGCCAACUAUAGUGCUGAGCAGAAUAGAAUGGGACAGGCUGGAAGCACCAUCUCCAAUUCCCAUGCCCAGCCUUUUGAUUUUCCAGAUGAUAACCAGAAUUCAAAAAAACUAGCAGCUGGCCAUGAGCUACAACCACUUGCCAUUGUGGACCAAAGGCCUUCCAGUAGAGCCAGCAGCAGGGCCAGCAGCCGACCUCGGCCUGAUGACCUGGAGAUCUAACUCUCUCUAACAACAGUAUUGGAUCAGUAGUGAAAAUGGUGCAUCUGGAUGUGCAUCCUAGGUGUUAAUUUUGUUCCAGUGGAGGUGGUACUUAAUAGCCUCAGGCAGGAGGCUUGACAAACACAAAGACUUUAAAAUACUUGGGUUCUUUUUUGGGAAUGGGAGGGAGGAUGAGAGAGGCACACUGUAUUAAAGUAGUUGAUUCAAAAAAUUUAAAUACUUAAAAAAAUGGGAAAAGAUUAGCCAAUGCAUAGUAGGGUGUUUUUGUUUUUGUUUUUGUUUUUUUCUCCCUAGAAAGGUUUUAUAUAUGUGAGUGUGUUGGUAAAGUGUUGGUUGCUAAAUAAUUUUCUGUUUAACUAAGAAAUCACUUUUGUCAGGAUAAAAUGCUGCCUGAAAAUGAUGUUGUUCUUUUGAACAAGUUAAAGAUGUAGGAUUGUCCUUUAUUGUUUCCCUGUCAGACAUUCCAUUGUUAAAAUUUUGCACUUUGAAGUAAGCUUCUUAGGACUGAUCCUCUGGGUUCCAAUGAUUUGAAACCAUAAAACCUAUGUCCUUUGAAUCAACUAAAAUUUCAGGACAAGGCCCACUAAAAAGAUCAUUUUUCAUAUAUACAUA